Messenger RNA from Tupaia belangeri chinensis (Chinese tree shrew), 453 nucleotides. RefSeq names its product signal recognition particle 14 kDa protein. Gene Ontology annotation, molecular function: endoplasmic reticulum signal sequence receptor activity; 7S RNA binding. The record is from RefSeq and is a predicted model, not a curated record. NCBI's taxonomy places the organism in Eukaryota, Metazoa, Chordata, Mammalia, Scandentia, Tupaiidae. Gene Ontology annotation, biological process: SRP-dependent cotranslational protein targeting to membrane. The coding region runs from base 75 to 407 and encodes 110 amino acids. Gene Ontology annotation, cellular component: signal recognition particle, endoplasmic reticulum targeting. The transcript has a single exon.
CCAAAGGGCAUGGGCACUCACCAAAGGCAGGGCAAGAGAGCGGGAGAGGAUGGAGCCGGAGCGGCGGUGAUGGGAUGGUGCUGCUGGAGAGUGAGCAGUUCCCUACAGAGCUGACCAGGCUCUUCCAGAAACGCUGGUUGUUGAGCAGCGCGUAUGUCACCUUGAAAAAGUAUGAUGAUCAAACUAAACGCAUUAGAAAGAAAGGUACUGUGGAGGGCUUUGAGCCUUCAGACAACAAGUGUCUGUUAAAAGCUACUGAUGGGAAAAAGAAGAUCAACACUGUGAUGAGCUCUAAAGAGGUGAAUAAGUUUCAGAUGGUAUAUUCAAACCUAUUGACAGCUAACAUGGAUGGGCUGAAGAAAAGGGAGGAAAAGAGCAAGAGUAAGAAGAGCAAAGCAGCACAGUGAAGGGCACUGAAUUUCCUGCUUUCACCAACCACUUGAUUGCUAUUUU